This is a messenger RNA of Morchella importuna, 1464 nucleotides long. RefSeq lists its product as uncharacterized. The record is from RefSeq and is a predicted model, not a curated record. The transcript is spliced from 3 exons. Gene Ontology annotation, cellular component: endoplasmic reticulum membrane. Lineage: Eukaryota; Fungi; Ascomycota; Pezizomycetes; Pezizales; Morchellaceae. Gene Ontology annotation, molecular function: GDP-Man:Man(3)GlcNAc(2)-PP-Dol alpha-1,2-mannosyltransferase activity. The coding region runs from base 1 to 1464 and encodes 487 amino acids. Gene Ontology annotation, biological process: protein N-linked glycosylation.
AUGUCACUCUUUUCGCUACUUUUCACCGCGACGGUAGGGCUGGCCUCCAUAGCCGCGUUGUUCUACUUCGUCCUGGGCAAACUCGUGUUUCGUGCCCUAGGCAAGACCCUGCGAUCGCGCACGGCGGUCAAGAGGGGGAUAGUAUUGUCGACCUUAUCUGAGGGGUCUACGGAUCAAGGCAUUAUAGUUGGGUUUUUUCAUCCCUUUUGCAAUGCUGGAGGAGGAGGUGAACGAGUUCUGUGGGCGGCCAUUAGAGCUACUCAGAAGAAGUAUCCGAAUGCCAUGUGCGUAGUUUACACUGGCGAUCACGAUGCUGAUAAAGCUACCAUUCUCUCCCGAGUCGAGAACCGUUUUGACAUACACCUCGAGCCAACCCGCGUUCUCUUCCUCUAUCUUACAACUCGUCAUUGGAUCGCAGCCUCUACAUGGCCUCACUUCACUCUGCUCGGGCAGUCCCUGGGAUCCCUCGUGCUUGCGUGGGACGCAUUCACGCUACUGGUACCUGACAUCUUCAUUGACACCAUGGGAUAUGGCUUCACGCUUCCAUUCGCAAAACUACUGUUCGGUAUCCCUACUAGCGCAUACGUCCACUACCCCACAAUUUCUACCGAUAUGCUCGGCUCCCUCCCCUCAGGCAGCACCACCUCACUCCGAAUCAGCGCUAAACGCGCCUACUGGAAGCUCUUCGCCGCCCUCUACUCCCAAUGUGGCACCAGUAUUGAUACAAUUCUGUGCAACUCCACAUGGACUGCCACACACCUCCGGUACCUCUGGCCAUCCCGCGCAUCCUCUAUAACCGUUGUAUUCCCUCCCUGUGCCGUGUCCGCGGUCGCCGACGCAAUCCCGCUCUCAAAAAAUGGUCCUGGGAUGUCCCGUGAAAGGGUUAUCCUUUGUAUUGCGCAGUUCCGCCCAGAGAAGAAGCAUGAUCUGAUCAUUAACUCCUUUGUACGCUACUGCGCUCUCUGCCCAGACGACAAAGAAACAAAGCUAGUCCUGAUCGGAUCUGUUCGCCACAGUGAAGACAAAACCCGCGUCUACGACCUGCGCCUCCUUGCUCACGAGAAGGGCGUCAAGGAGCGUGUCGUUUUUGUGUGUGACGCAUCCUGGCCUGAGAUUCUCGAUUGGCUCGCGCGCGCAUGGGUUGGUGUUAACGCCAUGUGGAACGAGCACUUUGGUAUUGGGGUCGUCGAGUACCAGGCUGCAGGGCUUAUCAGCGUUGUGCAUGACAGCGGCGGGCCAAAAUUGGAUAUCGUGGUCGGAGAGGGAAGCACGGGAUGGCACGCGGAAACGCCGGAGCAGUUCGCGGAGGGAUACAGGAAGGCGCUUGAGCUCCCGGCGGGAGAGGUGCUGGCGAUGAGGAGUAGAGCGAGGGAGAGUGCGCAACGGUUCUCGGAAGAGGUUUUUGCAGAGAGAUGGCUGGUGGGAUUGGAGGAGCUUGUGGGGUUGCAUAUGACGAGGAGGUAA